AUGCAGACCCAAACUAAACAAUACUCCGAUAUUCUAAACAUUCUUUUGUGCGAGUCAAAUUUACAAGGAAAAUACUUGAACACUUAUGAGUUAAAUGAUAAUAAAGCUAGUAGUUUACUUAGGGAAACGCGCGCUGAUUUGCAGCAAAUAACUGAAUUAGGCUACACUCCACAACUACGGAGAAACUUCGGAAUUUGGUCGUUAUUAGGUAUUGGAUUCAGCUUGACAAAUUGUUGGUUUGGAAUUUCAGCUUCAUUAGUUACUGGCAUAUCCUCAGGAGGACCUAUGCUUAUUGUUUAUGGACUAAUUAUCGUUGCAAUGGUUUCCAUGAGCAUUGGGAUUACAUUGUCAGAACUAGCUAGCGCCAUGCCCAAUGCAGGUGGUCAGUAUUACUGGACUAUGAAAUUAGCACCUGCAAAGUAUGCUCUGUUUGCUGCUUAUUUCUGUGGGGCGUUUGCUUGGGCUGGUUCCGUUUUUACGUCUAUAUCACUUUCUAUUGCGACAAGCUUGGUGGGGAUGUAUGUUUUAGGUUCUGGGAACACCAGUACAGAACCUAAAACUUGGCAGGUUUUCAUAACUUAUGAAGUAGUUAACUUCUUUUUAGCGUUUUGCAACUUUUGGGAUGCACCCUUGCCGUCUUUAUCUAAGGGCGCGCUAUAUGUCUCUUUGUUAUCAUUCAUAGUGAUCACUAUAACUGUAUUAUCCAAAGCAAGUGGCGAAUUUCAAUCUGCAGAAUUCGUAUUUUCUACUUUUGAUAACAAUACAGGAUGGACAUCAUCUGUUGUUGCAUUCUUAGUUGGUUUAAUAAACCCCACAUGGCUGUUUAAUGGAUUGGAUUGCGCUUGUCAUUUGGCUGAAGAAGUAGUAGCACCAGAAAAAGAUAUUCCGAUAGCCAUAAUUGGCACUAUUAUAAUUGGAUUCCUCACAUCUUUUAUUUACUCUAUAGCUAUGUUUUUCUCAAUCACAAAUUUGGAAUCUAUUUUUGAAUCAAACACAGGUGUUCCCAUAUUAGACAUAUUCUUCCAAGUAUUAAAGUCAAGGGCAGGGGCAAUUGUUUUACAAACACUCAUCGUUUUGACUGCAAUUGGCUGUAACAUAACAAGUCAUACUUGGCAAGCUAGGUUGUGCUGGUCAUUUUCAAGAGAUAACGGUUUGCCAGGAUCUAGAUACUGGUCAAAAGUUAACCCAAAAUUAGGUGUUCCAAUUAAUGCGCAUAUUAUGUCGUGUUGUUGGGUUGCUGUAAUCGGAUGUAUCUACAUGGGAUCAACGACAGCAUAUAAUGCCUUGGUUACAGCAUGCGUUAUAUUUUUGUUGUUAUCAUACGUAAUUCCAACUAUAUUUUUACUAAUUAAGGGUAGGAAUAGUAUAUCUCAAGGCCCAUUCUGGUUCGGCAACUUUGGUUUUGUCUGUAACUGCAUAUUGAUUAUUUGGACCAUUUUUGCAUUCGUUUUCUUUAGUUUUCCUCCAAUUAUGCCAGUUACAGCAGCCAAUAUGAACUACGUUAGUGUAGUCAUUGUUUUAUUUAGUAUGUAUGCAGUGAUAUACUGGUAUGCCAGAGGUAAAUACUACUUUAACGCUGUUGGAGAGACAGAUAAGUUCAUUAGAGCCAGUAUUACCCAGCAGUUAUCUAAUCAGGCAGAACAGUUGGAAAUGAUAUUAUCACAUUCUACAGCCCCUUAA
Debaryomyces fabryi is the source of this 1680-nucleotide messenger RNA. RefSeq lists its product as uncharacterized. The record is from RefSeq and is a predicted model, not a curated record. Gene Ontology annotation, biological process: transmembrane transport. Gene Ontology annotation, cellular component: membrane. Gene Ontology annotation, molecular function: transmembrane transporter activity. The coding region runs from base 1 to 1680 and encodes 559 amino acids. Lineage: Eukaryota; Fungi; Ascomycota; Pichiomycetes; Serinales; Debaryomycetaceae. The transcript has a single exon.